Messenger RNA from Onychostoma macrolepis, 1930 nucleotides. RefSeq names its product uronyl 2-sulfotransferase. The record is from RefSeq and is a predicted model, not a curated record. NCBI's taxonomy places the organism in Eukaryota, Metazoa, Chordata, Actinopteri, Cypriniformes, Cyprinidae. The transcript is spliced from 8 exons. Gene Ontology annotation, cellular component: membrane. Gene Ontology annotation, molecular function: sulfotransferase activity. The coding region runs from base 35 to 1333 and encodes 432 amino acids.
ACGCGCACAGCAGGUUUAACGGAGACGUGAACACAUGGAGACAAGGCGCUGUCCCGCCCCUCUGAGGCCGUACUGGUCACACAUAGGUAGUGUGUUAAUACAUAUCAGAUGGAUUAGUAUCAUCUCUCUGGAUUCCAGUCAUGAGAAAAUGACUUUCAGAAAUCCUCCCUCUCAACACCUGAGCGGCUACAUGCGCGUGAGGAGCCGCAGGGGAAACUGGCUCGCGGUGGUUCUGCUCCGAAUAUCGCGCCGGGAUUUGUUCUUCUGUCUGACCGCUCUCCUCAUCUUCUGCCUGGGCUCUGUGUUAUAUCAGUUAAACGGAGGAGCGCCAAAAAUCCUGCUGGAUGUGGGAUAUUAUCUCGGGAGUUUUGCUGGUGGCCAUGGAUCUUUAGCACCCAGAGUAAGAGCACUGCAUGCUCUACCGUUCCCGAGUCAGGUUGUGUAUAACAGGGUGGGGAAGUGUGGCAGUCGCACUAUAGUUCUGUUGCUGCGCAUGUUGGCGGACAGACAUCAGUUCACGCUCAUCUCCUCUGAUAUUCACAACAAGACCAGACUCACCAAACGGGAACAGGAAAAUCUGAUUAGAAACAUCAGCACAACUCCUCAGCCAUUUCUUUAUACCCGACAUGUGCAUUUUCUCAAUUUUAGCAGGUUCAGAACGGAUGAGCCCGUGCACAUCAACAUCAUCAGAGAUCCCAUCAACCGAUUCCUGUCCAAUUAUUUCUUCCGGCGCUUCGGCGACUGGAGGGGGGAAGAGAAUCACGUCGUCCGGACCCCUGGGAUGAAAGACGAUGAGAGAUACUUAGACAUCAACACGUGCAUCUUGGAAAGUUACCCAGAAUGCUCCAAUCCCCGGCUCUUCUACAUUAUCCCAUAUUUCUGUGGGCAGCAUCCUCAGUGCAGAGAGCCGGGUUUGUGGGCGCUGGAGACGGCCAAGCAGAACGUUCUGGAUCAUUACCUGCUGGUAGGAGUGUUGGAGGAACUUGAGGAUGUGCUGCUUCUGCUGGAGAGACUCCUUCCACACUUCUUCUCUGACGUCUUGAACAUCUACAGAAGUCCAGAAUACAGGAAGCUGGGGAACAUGACAGGCACCGUCCGCAAACAGACUCCUAAUCUAGAGGCCCUGCAGGUGCUUUAUGAGCGCAUGGAGUACGAGUACAAAUUCUACAACUUCAUCAAAGCUCAGUUCCACCUCACCAAGAGGAAGAUCGGCCUGAGAUCCGGCCCAAAACCCUCCAGACGUUAUUCAAGUGUUCUUCAGAGGAAAGACCUACAGGAGGAGCUGGAGGAAGAGGAAACGGAAGACUCACUCGACUGGACCGAACACACCUGAGAGAUGCUCUGAGACCAGACCAGAUACAGUCUACAAGAGUCUAAAAUAACUGAUCAUUCAGCUCUCAUGGAACCAUAAAUCUGGACAAAGCUUGAAAAUCAUGAUUUUAUGUUUAUUUGUAAAGGGGAAAAAAUUAUUGCACUGAAGUGUGUGUGCAUGCAUGCGUGCGUGGGUGGGUGUGUGUUAAACAGCCCUGCAUCAUAUUUGUCAAAUUCAAUAAUUGUUUCUUACAGAAAUUGGGGCGCUGAUUCCCAGUGCCAGUUGUGUUCUCAUCAUCAAAUUAGGGCUUUUUUUAAGAUGCAGGGCUGGGUAAUUUUCAGACAAUCACAUUACAACUGUAGUUUCCCUUAACAAUGGCACGAGUGAAUUUACAGAGCAUUUGUGAAUAACUGAUAUGCAUUAUCACUUAUAAGGAGUACUUUUGUUUUGUAAAAAAUUUAAGACACUUGAUGGCAAUAACACAUGUUGGCAGUACGAUUCUUGUUACACUGACAAUCUUAUAUAAAUUAUACAGUCAAUUUUAGUCAUUCAUUAGUUCAUUAGGCAACAGAACUGCAUAAAUGAAUACUAUUUUCAAACUCACAGCAUAAUAAAAAU